Molecule: messenger RNA, 1264 nt
Organism: Malania oleifera
Lineage: Eukaryota; Viridiplantae; Streptophyta; Magnoliopsida; Santalales; Ximeniaceae
Product: syntaxin-51-like
Exons: 6
Coding region: 302-1000 (232 amino acids)
Biological process (GO): vesicle fusion; intracellular protein transport
Cellular component (GO): endomembrane system; SNARE complex
Molecular function (GO): SNARE binding; SNAP receptor activity
Source: RefSeq, a predicted model, not a curated record
CUCCUGCAAUGAGCUGGAUCACGACUCUGGUCCGUAGUAGGACACCUUCGCUUAUACGACAUCGUUUUAAGCAGCUGGUCGCGUCGUUAUUUUAGGAAAAUUUUCUUAACUACAUGAUAUGCCGUCUGAUGCUGACCUGACGACGACGCGGCGGGACAGUCUGCCGGUUAGUGGUGCCGCCCUGCCGCGCGGUGCGUCGCCUCCCACCAUAUUCAUUUAUUGUUACAGUUCACGCCCCGAUCAAACCCCAACGAUCCAAUAGCCUCUUCGAUCAUCGAUUCCGUCCAACGAGACAGAUAAAAUGGCUUCAUCUGGGGAUUCAUGGAUGAGGGAGUAUAAUGAAGCAUUAAAACUUGCUGAUGAUAUCAAUGGCAUGAUUUCUGAAAGUUCAUUGCCUGCUUCUGGACCAGAGACACAGCGUUAUUCAUCUGCCAUACGGAGAAAGAUUACAAUAUUGGGAACUAGAUUGGACAGCUUACAAUCCCUCUUGAUGAGGCUUCCUGGCAAGCAGCCCCUAACGGAGAAAGAGACAAAUCGCCGAAAGGACAUGCUUUCAAAUUUGAGAUCAAAAGUAAACCAGAUGGCUUCCACAUUGAACAUGUCAAAUUUUGCUAACAGAGACAGCUUGCUCGGACCAGAAAUAAAGCCGGCUGAUGCCAUGAACAAAACGACUGGAUUGGACAACUAUGGACUUGUUGGUCUUCAGCGACAAAUUAUGAAAGAGCAAGAUGAAGGCCUUGAGAAGUUGGAAGAUACAGUUAUAAGUACAAAGCACAUUGCAUUGGCAGUCAAUGAGGAACUUGACCUACACACUAGACUUAUUGAUAACUUGGACCAACAUGUGGAUAUUACAGACACACGGCUACAGCGUGUGCAGAAGAGGCUGGCAAUUUUGAACAAAAGAACCAAGGGUGGAUGCUCAUGCGUCUGCCUUCUUGUAUCAAUCAUAGGGAUUGUGAUUCUACUGGUGGUGAUAUGGAUGCUCAUCAAAUACUUGUGAUUCUAGUGGUGGUGAUAUGGCUGCUCAUCAAAUACUUGUGAUUCUGACCAUAGCAAGCACAAUUAUCUUUUUUCUCAAUCUGUGCGAGCCUAAUUUGUGCGCGCCUUGUUGCAUAAUUGUGUUGUCCUUGCCAUUGUUGAAAACACUUUUCAUCUACCUUUUGGAUGUUUUGGGCUUUGUUUCCGAAGUCGAUAUGCUUGGUGGUGUUAACUUAAACAAAUCUGUAAAAUAUAUAUGUUUAUCGAUGGCACAUUGAAAUGUUCA